Messenger RNA from Trachemys scripta elegans, 5796 nucleotides. It is a transcript of the gene FGF14, whose product is annotated as fibroblast growth factor 14. Bases 676 to 1434 code for a protein of 252 amino acids. Gene Ontology annotation, biological process: positive regulation of cell population proliferation; cell differentiation; positive regulation of gene expression. Gene Ontology annotation, cellular component: cytoplasm. Gene Ontology annotation, molecular function: fibroblast growth factor receptor binding; growth factor activity. The record is from RefSeq and is a predicted model, not a curated record. The transcript has 5 exons. NCBI's taxonomy places the organism in Eukaryota, Metazoa, Chordata, Testudines, Emydidae.
ACUCCUCCUACUCUAUCUAAUGCCUGUAACUCACAUCCAAGGCUCAGGAGCGAAAUCCAGGGAGGGAUCUGUUCCAAAUGCACACGGGUGUUGGAAGCAGGGAGAGUGAGAGGAACGAAAGAGAUCUGUCUCUCUCUCCACAUACUGUGAUCUUGCUAAGGGCUAGAUUUGCAUCUGUUCUGCAGGGUGAUUGAGACCCGCAGGUGCAAUAAGAUUACACAGAUCACUGGGAUUUGAUGGUAAAAUCAACACUCUAAGAGGGGAGUAUACAUCUUCAUCAAUCAGACUUGAUCUGGGUGGUCGUACUGGUUGUGUGUUUUUUCUCUCCUAAGGGCAGCACAAUGGCAGUCUUUCAGUAGGAUGAAUCCUGUCUUGGCUUUUGUUCUGCAGAUCCACCCAUCCUCAUAGCAAUCGAGUAACAGGCUAUGGUUUUCUCUUUGGGGAUCUUUUGUCUCUGCUUAGUUAUUGGCCUCAGCUGGGAUUUCUUCACCUUACUUUUCGUUUGGCUUCAUGCUGAAAAAGGAUUUCUUUUUCACGCUUUUGGUAAUAAUCAUCCAAUGUUGAUCUAGGGGGAUAACCUGGCUGCAAAAAGCAUCGAUUGAGAAGUCUCAAAGAAAUAAAGCACGUGAGGAAAAAAAAAAACUGGGAGAAGAUCGGAAUAUAAUUAUUUUUUCUAUGGUAAAACUGGUGCCCCUCUUCAGAAGAACUGAUCCCAGUUUAUUAUUAUGCAACCGCAAGGAUCUCUUCUUUCUCAGGGUGUAUAAGCUGCUGGAUUGCUUUUCGCCCAAAUCAAUGUGGUUUCUUUGGAACAUUUUCAGCAAAGGAUCGCAUAUGCUGCAGUGUCUUUGUGGCAAGAGUCUUAAGAAAAACAAGAAUUCAACUGAUCCCCAGCUCAAGGGUAUAGUGACCAGGUUAUAUUGCAGGCAAGGCUACUACUUGCAAAUGCACCCCGAUGGAACUCUCGAUGGAACCAAGGAUGACAGCAGUAAUUCUACUCUAUUCAACCUUAUACCAGUGGGACUACGAGUUGUCGCUAUCCAGGGUGUAAAGACAGGGUUGUAUAUAGCCCUAAAUGGAGAAGGUUUCCUCUACACAUCAGAACUUUUUACACCGGAGUGCAAGUUUAAGGAGUCCGUUUAUGAAAAUUAUUAUGUAAUCUACUCAUCGAUGCUCUACAGACAACAAGAGUCGGGUAGGGCCUGGUUCCUGGGGCUUAAUAAGGAAGGGCAGGUCAUGAAAGGAAACAGAGUGAAGAAAACAAAACCAGCAGCUCAUUUUCUACCCAAGCCAUUGGAAGUUGCCAUGUAUCGAGAACCAUCCUUGCAUGAUGUUGGAGAAACAGUGCCAAAGGCUGGGGUAACUCCAAGCAAAAGCACAAGUGCAUCUGCAAUAAUGAAUGGAGGCAAACCAGUUAACAAGAGUAAGACGACAUAGCCGGAUCCUCACAGGUGUUGUGACUUAUUAAGCCCUGAGUACAGUUGAGCAAUUUAUCCUUGCCGGACUCUGCUACUUCGGUGUCUGUGGAUCAGCUUGAGGCAAGUGAAUACUUGCACUUUGCUGUUUCUGAACUAAAUUGUUGCAAGUGGAUAAAUCUCAACAUGUAGCUCCUCCAACAAGAAGACACCUGGAUAACCAGCUAAACUCAGACCAUGGAAUGCCCUACCAGAUAUGGAAUGCCUUUUGAAUAUUUUUUCUGUGACUGUGACACUUUAUGUGAAUGACAUACUUCACAAGUACACUUGAUACCUUGCCUGCUGACAGUUACCCAUAAUCCCUUUUUGAGUCCAGUUUCAGCGAAAUCCAUGUGUUUAAGUUCUAUUUUGUAGCACACAGAUGAUAUCAAGUAAUUUCUAGUUAGAUGCUGUAAACCUGUGCUAUUAUGAAUUUCUCUUCUUCUCUUUUUUUUACAAGGCUGCUUGCUCCACUGUCUGUGACCUUUUGCAGGGAUUGUGUUUCUCUACAAUUUAAAUGUUGCAGGUGGCUUAGUUCUGAAAGCAAUCAGGGAAUCAGGAAGCCUUCAAAAACCUAUUAUUAUGAAUUAUAUCUAUGAAGACUAGGAUCAUUGUCUCUGACUUAGAAUAUUGGUAAAUGUGAAUACACUUUAGUAACAGAUACCAUGCUCCUGAGGUUGGCAUUAUUGUGGUGGGAAAAGUGUCAAACACGACCAGUAGAAAGUUUUUUGAAACUAGUGUUUGACAUCCCUCUAUAGUUUCUUUUUGUGUGUGUGUUUUAUACAUAUCACAGGCUUACUGGUAAUGGUAACAUUUGCCUUGCCCAGCGAGCAAGACCCACUCAUUUUUGGGAAAGUGGGUCCAAAGAACUAUGUAGGCCUUGUAGGCCUGAAUUAAGGCUCAUUUUUCACCUACUAAUCCUCAUUAUUUGAAAAAUAAUAAUUAAGACUAACAAGAAUUGCGCUACCUAAAUCCAGUUCAGAUCUAAUCCUUUCCUGUUUUUAAUUAACUGAAUUUAAUGCCAUCAUUAUUUUGGCUGUUUUCCACUCUUACUCAGCAAAGCAUGGGCAAGGAUGUGUUCUUUUUAGCAGCACCAAUGCAAAGGGUAGUUAUAAGUUAUACUUUAAUAUUUUUGGUAUUAAUUUUUUUUUAAACUGGGUCUAUUAGAAAACAUUUAAUUUUUUUUUAGCUCAGCAUGCAGAGUCCAGUCCUAUGUAUUUCACCCCAUAACCCAGUACAUACCUCUAACCCACCUUUUUAGGAUAUUCCCACCAAACUGCUAGAUAAUCGGUGCCUUGCCUUGCUUUCUGUAUGCUAUACAUUCUACUACAUGAAACUAGAGGAAAGCAAACCCAUUAUGAGAUUGAGUCCUUGAAUCAUGUUCAAUUGCUUCAUGAGAAAUACUGGUGACGCUUCACUGGUGUCAGUUAACUGUCAUGAAACCAAUUGAACAACAAAAUAAAAUGGGUAAUAAGCUUUAGACAGUACAACAAAGAUGCCAUUAUAGUGUUAAAUACUGUAGGUAAAGAGUCAAAUAUUUAGGCGCAUACUUUCAAAAGACUGAAAUAAGGCUAUUCUGUGUGUGCUUAAUAGGCAUUUGCUUCUCAGAAAGGGCGGCAAGGACCAAACUGUACCUGAGUUUUGGCAAACUAUGUGUGACAACACUCUAUUGGCCUCUUGCUGUUAUCAUCAUGUUUAAGGGGGACAAACUUCAUCCUUCCCUUUUGAGCAAUUGUAGUUACUGAAAAAAAUAAUUUUCUCAUGGCAUUAUGCAGAGCUCUGUGACAGGCCACCAGUUGUUUCAAAUUCCUGGCCUGUUUAACUGCAUACUGAUUAACUCUUCAUGCUUAUACAGUUUUCAUAUGGGAGUUCCGUUUUAAUAAGUAACACAACAUAUUGUUCAAGUAGGUUAUUGUAAUGCUGCUAUGAGUCUUUUGACAGUUUAGGGUUCCUUGUUUAUAUACCGUGUAAAACAGACAAAGUUUGGAUCUCUUUAAAGAGCCGAGUGAAGCAUAUCAAGUGACGUUUGUUUUGUAAGUAUUUAAGCAUUUAAACAAAGACAAAGCUACUUCAAUGCUGUGACAAAAUGUGCAUAAAGUAACUUUUGGCCCAGAUCAUCCCCUCACCCGGUGACUUUAAAGGAGAAAAUCUCCAUGAGAUACCCCUUGUGGUGAGCUUCCGAUCUCAUCCUACUAGGACGGAUGGGACUUGUGUGCCUCCCGCCCCCCUAACAAAAAAAGCUAUGAAGCCUCCCCCUGGUGGAUCAAUAGGAGGCCAGUACUACCAACGUAGAGCUCUGCCCUGCCUCUCUGGUAGUGUCCUGGAAUUGGAGCCUUGCUGACCUCCCCGCCCCCCUCACUUCUGCUGUAGCGCCUCUUGGGAUUGGGAAGGGAGUUGUGCAGAGAAGCUGCAUUAUCUUUUGUGUCUAAUGUUCACAGGGAGCCUAUGUGCAUUCUUGCCCUGUCCCACGCAGUCUCCAGCCUGCCCAACUUGGACCCUGGCCUGCACAGAGAUGGCUCUGCAGGGUCCGGAGGGUGAGACAGUGCCAUAGAACUGCCUGAGGUAUGCACGGAGGAUGUAGAGAGCACAUGCUGGUCCUUUGAAUUUCAGUUCUCUGGGACUGGUGUCCCAAGGCCAUAUACAUUACCAUUUUCAACAUUAAACCCUACAUCUCAGGCAGCUAUUUCUCUGCCAACCAGUUGACUAGUUACAAUUAAGGCUGAAUUUAUUUUUGUAAAUGACUAGUAUGUACUGUAAAUGUAUCACCAGUUUUAUUUUUGUUUACAUGGGUUGUCUGUAAGGGUGUUUAAUCCUGUGAAUGGAUGUCUUACAAUUUAUUCUAAAGUCUGUUUAAACGUAGAGCACAGGGGUCUUUGUUAUUUGUGUUUUGGUUAUGCCUUUAAUUUUGUCUCGUCUCAUCUGUUGCAUGGGAAGAGGAUGGCAAUGAUGAACUGCAUGUAGUAGGCUAUGCGUAUCAAGAACUGUUGGUAUGUAUUACUAAAUUUACAUACAUAUAUGCAAAGAGUUUGUUUGCAUUGUACAGUUUGUGUUUAUUAUCAUUUGUUGUAUACACAGAGGCAACAUAUUGAAUAAAAUAUUUAUAUGAAGGCAUAUUGAAAAACAAAACAACUUUAUCUAACAAGCAGAAUGUGCAAAAUAACAUUGCACUGGCCACAAUGUAGUGAAACUACGUAGAUAGGUUGGCAAACUCAAUUCUCCCCCUUUACCAUGCCAAAGAAAAUUUUAGCUCCUUGAUAUAUUACCUCUCCUGCUGUUUUCCAGGAUAAGACUUCACCAUUUUGUUCCCUCUAAAAUUAAUGUUGCUGUUAAGUGAAAACUAUUUUCAACUGUCUGUUACUACUAAAGUAAUGUAUAGUAAACCUGAUGAAUUAAUUUCAUAUUUACAGAUUUUGUGUUUUGUAUUUCCAUGUACAGCAAUGUAUACGACUCUACAGUAUGCCAGACCUUUUGCAUGCUGUGUUUUGUAUUGCUCCUUCCUUUCUUUUUAUUUAAUCCCAGAGAGCCUGGUUUGCACAGUGGUCCAAAAAAGAAAUGCCAAUCUCUUCACUAUCUCACUAAUGCACAGGUAUAUUAAUAAUGCAGAUGGGCAUUAUCUUUUCAUUUUCCCUCUGAAACAAAAAGUUCAUUUUUAUUUCAGCAACAAUUUUGGCAAAAUACCAGUCAUGCAUACACAUACACAAAAUCCAGUUCUUAGGUAGAUAUGUACAAAUUGAACAAAGCACUAUUAAAAAGUGUUUUCUAGAUUCACAUGAAACUUUACCAGCUUGGUCAUGUUUAGAAAAACUAUAGUAGCUUCUAAAGAAAGAUCACAAGUGCUUUGUAGCUCACUUAACACGUCUUUUGCUUCUUCUCCUAUUCUUUAAGCAAUGCUCAAAUCAACAUGUUUAUGUAUUGUCAUUUUUUCAUCCAUAUGAUUUGUAUAACAAAAAUAACCCACAAAAGAAUAAAAGGACCUUCUUUCACAAUGUAUUUACCUGAAAGAAUCUUGUAAAGCUCAUAACUGUUUACACACAGAGGGACAAAAUCUCUGCUGCUGUAAUGUUAUAGCGGUCAAUCGAGUAGACAAAGAGUUUGGCCCAUGCAUUAAAGGUGUGUCUUGUUGAUCCAUCUGUUCUAUGGUACAAAGUAGAAAUAUUCAACUCCAUUCAGGUUAGAAAAAGUAGGAAAAUUAGACAUAGUAAAGCUAUUAUAGUGUUGCUAAAUGCCCCUUUGGAUAAAUUUGUGAUCUGUGCAAUACAUUUCAAGACUUUUUCAGGAUGUCUAAUGCAAAUGUUAUGAUUUAUUUUUUUAAAUAUAAUAAAAUCUUUGUUCUAGAGCCUAGUCA